Rotaria sp. Silwood2 is the source of this 2556-nucleotide messenger RNA. The record is from the annotation of a GenBank genome assembly. NCBI's taxonomy places the organism in Eukaryota, Metazoa, Rotifera, Eurotatoria, Philodinida, Philodinidae.
AUGCCUGUUUCUCGACAUUCAUUCCGUCGUGUUAUUGGUGAUAUUGUUAAUCGUCAUAAUAUUAAAAAUGACUCAACAAAUGGAUAUCCUAGAAGUAGUAGUCGAUCAAGUCAAAAAAUUGAUCGAAACUCUAUGAUUAGUAAUGAUUCAUUAUCGACGUCUCAAACAUAUUAUGAACGAUUACAUAAAUGUGAAAAAGAAGUUUAUAAAUCAUUAAGUUAUCUUGAUCAAGUUUUAACACAUAAUAAACUUGAAAUACUAGCGAAUAUUAUAACAUCAUUAAUUGAAAAUAUAUUUGAUAUUGAUUAUAUAUUAAAAGGAAUAUUUGAACAUCAAUCAGAAUCAUUUCGAACACAUCUUCUUACUGAUGUUUAUUCUUUAUUAGCUGACUUAAUUGAAUGGUCUGAUAAAGUAGUUUUUUCAAAAACAAAUACUGAUGAGAGAUAUCGAAAAAUUGCAAAAGAUCUUUUACAAGCUGUUCAAAUUUGUAUUACGUCAUCGAUACAAACGCGUUCAGACUCAUUUCAAAGUUUCCAUUCAAUCAACACCUCUAUCGAUAACUUCGUUCCAACUCUUUCUAUAAAACGAGAAAAACGUUCUGUGAGUUCAUCAGCUUCGAUGCUAUCUAAUCGAUCUCGAAAUACAGCAAGUCCAAAUUCUUUACUAUUUCCAUCAUCACAAGAACAAAAUAAUGAUGAAUGUAUUCAAUUAAUUGUUGAUGAUAUUAAUCAAAUUGUUGAAAAAUAUACUCGUGAACUUGAUGAGGCUUUACGUACAAAAACAACAAUUCGUUCACCAUCAAUCGAUUAUAUAUCUCAACAAAAUCAUUUAUCUAUAUCAUCAUGUCGUCAUAAUAGUUUUGAUGUUUUAUAUAGAAAAAAAUAUUCACUUGAAAAAAAUUCUGUAAGUCAACAGAAUAUAUUUGUUGACAGUAACGAACAUCGAAGGACAAAUACAACAAAUGAUCCACCACCAUUACCACCAAAACGACAAAUAGCUCGAGCGUAUAUGUCUCUGUUCGAUCGAUAUGAUCAAAAUGAAGCGGAAUUAUUUCUUCGUGACGCAUGUUUCAUUCCAACAUCACAACGUCGUUUCGAGGACUUAUUUGAACAAAUUCAUCAGCAUUUUCCAAAUUCACAAAUAUUUUCGAAUAGUGACGAAUGUUUGAAAAAUAAAGAAGAAAUAAUGAAAAGUAUUCAUUAUAAAUCUUCUAAAGAUAAUAUUUCCAUAGAUCGCUUAAAUAUACAUGGUGAUAAUAUUAAUAAUGAAAAAAAUCAAUAUACAAGUGACUUAUUUCUUGAGAGUGUAUCUCAUUUACUUGUUUUUAAUCUAAAUGAAGAUCCUCCAUUACGUGGUGGUUCUAUUGAUGCAUUGAUAAUUCGAGCAACAUCACCUGAUAAAAAAGAUUUCCUCUAUCAAGAAGCAUUUUUAACAACAUAUCGUACAUUUGUUUCUCCGAGUGAUCUUGUUGAAAAACUUAUUCAACGUUAUACAUACUUUGCUCAAUUUGAAAACAAGAAAAAGAUUUCUCGAUAUGCAUUUUCACUUCUGAUUCGUGUUAUUGAUGAAAUCGAGUAUGAAAUUUUACGUAUUUCAAAAACUGAAUUAGCUGUAUCGAAUAUAUUUAGAGAUGAUAUUUUUAAUGAAUUAUCUGAAAAUCUAAUAAAAACUAUUUCACAUUUUGUUACAACUCUAAUUCGUCAUGGCGAACUUCAAUUAGGUAAAUUAUUAAGACGAAAAUCGCUUGAACGUUUUACUAAAUUACAAUCAAAUUCUGAACAAUCUCAACAAGAUGUUGUUCUUAUUCAAAAUUCGAUUUCAUCAAAACGCGCAACACUACUUGAUUUUCAUUCAAACGAUAUAAGUGAACAAUUAACAUUACUCGAUUCCGAAUUAUUUCUUAAAAUUCAGUUAUCUGAAAUUUUAUAUAUGUCUAUUGAAAAAGGAGAAGAAUAUUCACCAAAUUUAGCAGCAUUCACUGAACAUUUUAAUAAUAUAUCUUAUUGGGUUCGGUCUCGUAUACUCGAACGAAAUUCUCAACGACAACGUGAAAAUUAUUUUGAGAAAUUUCUUAAAAUUUUAAAACAUUUACGCCGAUUAAAUAAUUUUAAUUCUUAUUUGGCUAUACUGUCGGCACUUGAUUGUGGACCAUUAAAACGAUUAAAUUGGUCAAAAAAUAUUACCGAUGCUGUUUCUGAACAUACCGGACUUAUUGAUAGUACUGGUUCAUUUAAAAAUUAUCGUGAAGCAUUAAAUGCAUCAGUUGGUCAACCAUGUAUUCCUUAUAUUGGUUUAAUUUUAUCUGAUUUAACAUUUGUUCAUAUUGGUAAUUCAGAUUAUUUACAAGAAGAUCGAAUAAUUAAUUUUUGGAAACGAUGGCAACAAUUUACAAUAUUACAUAAACUUCGUUAUUGUCGAAAAUGGGAAUAUAAAUUUGUUCGCAAUGAUCGUAUUUUAUAUUUUUUUAAUAAUUUUGAUGAUUAUAUGAAUGAAGAAGCACAAUGGAUACAAUCAGAAAAGAUUAAACCACGACAAAAAACUAAUCCUUAUGCAUGA